AUGAGUCAAUCAUCCAAUAACAAUGAAAAGUCAAAGAGCAGCACUUUUCAACUUCGUCUCAAGAGCUUCUUUUCAAAAGUGUCAUCAUCUAGCGGAGGAUCUUCAUCAUCGGGAACCACCUCGUCCAAUCGUUCACCAAGCUUGGGAAACAAUCACAGUCCUCUACAGAACAAUGAGAUAUCUUCUCCAACCACAACCACCACAACAUCACAAACUCAUACCACCACAACAUCCAACAACAUUUCCUCCACUAAUGUGAAUACUUCUCCAAAUAUUACCAUUACAAAUGUUCCAACAUACUCCACAACCAGCAAUCAUCUUGACAUUCCCUUUCGCAAAAAUAGUAAUCUGAGUAAUGACUCUCACCAGGGUGGUGAUCUGAGCUCAGCAUCCUCAUCAACUGCCACCACCUUGACCAAUUCCUCCUCUCUCAUUCCAAACCAGCAGCUUUCUCUUCAUCCAUCAUCAUCAUCACCACAAUUGCCCUCUUCUUCGCAUUCUCCAUCCAAGAGCCAAACGCUACAAAAAAAUACUUCUUCUUCACCUCUUGUCAAUUAUCCAUCUAGAGUUUCUUCGGAAGAAGAAGAUGGAGAAGAUCAUCAUGUUUUGAAAAGUAAUAAUGAUAUCGGAAAUGAUUGUAGCAUCUUGCUUGGAUCAUCUCCUCAGAAAGGAACGAAUUCGAUCACUCAUCAUUCAACACAACCGAGCCAGGAUGACCGAGUCAAAAGUUUAUUGAUACUGAAUGAGGAGGAGGAGGAGGAGGAGGAGGAUGAGUUGUUGUUGGAACCACCUCCUCAUCCGAGAAGUUCCAAUGCAGCUCGGAAAACUUUUGAUUUUGCAUCUUCUGUAGGAUCUUCUCAACCCUCUUCUUCUUUCGACAAGUAUGGAAGUUUAGGAAUUGUUGGCUUGGGAAGUUUAGGAAGUUUACAAAGUAAUAUCUUACAUCAUAAUGGUUCAGAGGAUCAUCAUUCACCUCAACACCACCAUCAGCAUGAUCAGUCAUUCAGCACAACAGCCUCAUUUGACUCCAAUCGGUCAACACCUCAGGCACAUAGUUUUCGAUUAGCUCACCGAUUGACGUUGGACCCUAAUGCAAUGAGUCAUUUCAAGGAUUCUCAUCAUUUAGAUGCAUCAUUUUCAGAUGACGCAAGUACACAAGAGGAAAAUUCCUCAUCACCAACCCCUCUCAAUAUUGAAGAAAUAUUUCAGGUUCAAUCGUUGGAAAAUAACUCUACAAUUUCUAUGAAUGGUUAUGCUGAAACUUUUCUUUCUUCAUUUGGAGAGUUUUUAUCUUCCAACGAGUCAAAAUCAUCAUCAACAACAUUUUCCAUACAUGGAUUGCCCAAUGUAUUCAUGCCACUCAAUUAUUUGGAAACAACCGGAAAUGAUCAAUCUCUUUACGGAUUUACACAACAAAAACAUGCAAAGAUUCCUCUUUUAUCACACCUCUAUGAAAACGAAGUUGCAGAAUUGCCACUUCAUGCAAGAAACACGAUUCGUGACAAAUUCGAAUCAAAUUUUCAAGUACUUUUAUCCAAUUCGAAAAAACAAUUUCAUCUCUCUAAGAGCACAAUGAAAAGGCUAUUUCUUCUCCAGUCUAAGAAACAUAUUGUGGAGGAAAAUAAGUGGAGAAUGCUCGAGGAAACUUUAUUAUCAAGAGACAUUCGUUAUCAUAAUGAUCCAAAAAGUAUCAUACCUUUGAGCGCACAUUUGACUGACUAUAUAUUCCCAAAAGAAAAAGAGAGACCACGGAGUAGAUCCAACUCUGGAAUUGCAACCUUGAAACCUUAUCAACUUGAUGGAGAUAAGCAAAGAGCUUUGUCACCACCUCCAUCUCUGUCUCCACUCUCUCUAACACCUUUACCGAGCCCUUCACUAAACAAUGAACCAAUGUUUAGAAGAAAGGGUUCUGAUGCAUUUACAAACUCUCCUAAUGACGAUACGCAUUCAAGUAAGGGAUCUACUUAUGAAUCCAGUGAUUCUGAUGAUGAAGAGCGUGAAUACAUUACAAGCUUCAAUCCAGCUUUAGCGCACGAAAUUCCUCACGGAUUCCUCUCCACAAAAAUUGACAAUUUAAAGGAAUUUCUGAGAGAAUCCAGUGACGAAACGAGCGCCUCCAGAAAAAAUGUUAAUGUCAAUGAGUAUAAAACUUGGAAGAAGGAACAUUGCAUUCUAGAAUUUUUAACGGAUGAGUUACUGAAUACGCAAGAGCUUAAAACAAAAAUGUUUCCCUUCUUGUUCAGCUCUAGUGAAUGCCUAAAAGAUGGCUCUACUGAUUUACUCUUACAAAGCUUUGAAGUGAUGAAACCAGAUAUUGACAAUAGAGCAAAAUUGGUUAUUGAGAUUGACAAAUUUAAGCUCGACUUUAUUGAGGAAUAUUUGAAUGGUGCUGGUUUAGAGAAAUUUUAUGGCUCUAUUACACUGUAUGAGACCAAACCUCCUGAUGGCACACAUACAUCUGCCGUAUCUGGAAUCAAGCGAUAUAGCGAGACGUUCACAUUUUCUCUCGCAUCAGGUGUGAAUAGCAAAAAGGCAUUGUUUUAUUUGAGUCCUCAAAAUCUGCCUAAUUAUGUUGGUCAAAAGCCAAAGGAGAAAGUCUAUGUGUUGUUGCGACUUUUCAGAAACUUUAGAGGGAAUUACACAAAACAUUUUGAUGAUCUUUAUAUUAAAGGAAAGCAGGCGAUAAGACCAGGAGACAAGAUUACCAAUGUCAAUGAAUUGAAGGAAAUGAAGGCCAUUCGAGCUGUAAAACCAAGCUUUUUUGAAUCAUUGAAAGACGUCUAUGCUCCAUUUGCUUGGUCUAUUGUCGAGCUGGAUUCCAUGCUUUCAUCCUUGCCAGCAUUGCAAUUUCCAAGUCUGUAUGUGGACUAUGAGGGACUGUCAAAUCAAUUUCUUGUGAAGAAUAUUUAUAAUGUACCUGCAAAAGUGGUGGGUGACGUGAAUGAUGAAAAGCUGUUCGAGGUUUAUUUUGCCAACAAUUUGAAUCAAUCCUCAAAUCUAGUUGAGCUUUCUACGACUGAAACGGGAUUUUCGCAAAACUUGACCUUGCUUCCAUCAAACACAAAUCAGGUAGAAAAGGCAGUUCUCAACAACUCCAAAGACAUUGUUAAGCAAUUGUCAAAAACAAUACUUCGUAACAUUCCAAGUCAGUUCUCGUUCAAAGUUUCAUUGAUAACACCUAACAAAGUUAAUACUGCUACAAGAUCUCUCUACGGAAAAGAAAAGCAAUAUCAAUAUGUGCAAAGAAAAUACCUUCCAGAGAAUAACUUGCUGGUACUUCAAAAAGAGCCCACAACUAUUGAACAUGGUGCUGAUAAAAAAUCAAAGAGACAACAAAAAGAUCUUGAUACAAAGGAACCUUUACAGACAGAUCUUCCUGUGACAGAAAUGGAACAAUUUUAUUCCUCUGAUACUAUGCCAGAAACUACUUUCAGACAUUUCAAUUUGAGAAAUGAUCUCUUUAUAUACCCUCUCAGUGGUUCAUUUUCUAAAUUUUCUGCCAAACAUGACAAUGUUUAUCUCACAAUAUCACUCUAUGACAAUGAUACCAGUUUCUCAUUCAAUACCAUGGAACAAAGAAGUAGAAACAUAUUUUCCAAGCCAUUUUCUGGUGAUAAUCCAAGUAGCCGUACCCACGAGGGAGAAUGUGUCUCGGUUUCUUUGAAGGCUGAAAAACCUGAAUUUAGUGGUGAGAUUAAAUGUGCUGUACCCUGCUAUUAUCCUUCCGAAGGUGAAGAUAGCAGACAACAUUUAGUGUUCAAAUUUUACAAUGUACAACACAAGGAGUCAGUUCAACAGGGAAAGAAAGGAGAUACAGACUCGAGUGUGAUACAGUCAAAAACACUAUUCGGAAUUGCUUUUUUGAAAAUCUACAAAAAAGUAACCACCUCUAUCGACAAGAAGAAGGUUAUUCUUAAAGAUUUAAUUAAUGGAGAUUUUGAAUUGCAGGUUUUCAAUGUGUUGCACAUUCCAAACUCCAACUACUUACGUCUUUGUGAUGAAGUUAUUGAUCCUUCCUUGUCACAUAUCAAGUCAUCUGGAACUUUCAAAGUAAGAAUUAUGCCAUACAGCUUUAUUUUCCCAAAUAUUGCUCUCUCAUUUCCCUAUUCGACCUCGAAUGUGAUCAAUUUAUUCUUGUUAAAAUUUUUUAGAUUGGUUAACAAUGGUGGCAUUCCACCCCUAGAAGAAAUAUCUGACGCGUACAAAACACUAGUUCAAACCUAUGAGUAUGAGAAGCAAGUAGUAAUGAACACUAUAUGGUUUGAAAUGCACAAUUUAUAUCUACCCAUGAUCAUUAACACGUGUUUAGAAUGGAUUAUUGACUCGUUCGAUCUGAACAAGAAUUAUGCAGCAGAACUUUGGAAAAUUAUUUUAUUCUUUAUUGAGAAGUACAAUCAACACUCCGCAUACACCGCAACAGUACUUACUAUUUUCCAGAAAUAUCAUUUCAGACUCUAUGCUGAAAAGGAAAAAAAUGUGGCCAUCAAGCUUUUACUUUCAUUUGUUGAGAGUAUCAGAGUUGAGAAUACCAGACUCGGUACAAAAGGCAAUAUUUUUGAGGAAUUAUUCAUUAGAAAUAACCAAAUUUUGUUUGGUCUUUUUUUGAAAGCAAUGACAUGUUCCAUGAUCGAUAUGCCCGUUCCAAAUUCAAUGUUAGAAUCGAAUUUUGACAAUUCUCAUUUAUUAUCCAAAAUAAUGAUGUCUUCUAUUGAACAGUUUACAGUGAUGGUUCUUGAAGUUGCCGAGAAGUUGGCAUAUGGCAAGACUGAAAAACACGGUACCUUGAGAAUAUUUUUGAAGAAUUUUUCGACUUUCUAUGCUCACUUGGUUUCAAUAUUUGGAUCAGAUAUUGGCAGUUCUGUAUUGCAAUCGCAACCUCUUGAUGGAGAGCAUAAUGUAUACAAGCUGUUGGCAAAGCAAGAUAUUUUACAAUUCUUUUUACGCUUUGUUGAAUCAAUUGGAUACUUCCCAUCUCUUUUCAAGGUUAAAAAUAAUGAAACUAUGACCCCUUCCGCAGAUAACAAACGAGCAAGAGAAUUGUCUAAUUUGGCUGCAGAGCUUCAACUCAUAAUGCUGAGUGAAUUGUUACUUCAUUUUCCUGCUUUUGAGCUUUCAUUGCCACCUUCUAUUCCAUUUAUUGAAUCAAUAAUUUUGCGUGACAGCUUCAAAAGUAUUCAAAGUUUUCGAGACAUUCACCACUUUGUUUUUUCAUCAUUUGCAGAAUACUUUAUCAGGUGUGUUUAUUUGAAUGAGGAUAAGGAUCAGCGAAUGAAAGCAAUUAUUCUGUUCAAGGAGUAUGUGGAGAAAGUGAGUAGAGAGUGCACCACCAUGCAGCAUUCAGAAGAAUCUCAUCCAAUUACAAAGCCUGAAAAACUUUCAGAAUUGCGGGUUCGAAUUUUCACUUCUCAAUUUUUACUAGAGUUGUUUGCUAAACACAUGAUUGAUCUUUUACCCGAAUGGAAGAAAAAUGCUGAUUCCAAUCAGAAGAAGAUUACUCUUGCUAUUGAAGAGUUGAAAAGAAAAAUUGCCCAAGUGGAGAGAGACAAACUUAGUAUUGCAGAGUCUGCUAAACAAGCUUACAAAUCCAAGAAGGAGCCAGAAAAAAAGCUUCCUCAUCUCGAAGUUCAAUUAAUCACUCUCAAACAACUAUUGGCUUCAAAGGAAAAGCAAUUACUUGAAGAAUUUGAGGCAACAAAAACUGAAAAACGUAUGUUCCUCUCAAUAUUCAUACAAACAAUCACAAACUGUGAUGAGAAAAUACUGAGAGCUCUAUGGAAAAUGAAUCCUGAAGAGACAGACUACAAUGCAGAAAAUACCAUUCAUUUUGGCUCAAAACUGUUGAUGACCUUCCAAAUGUGCUUACAAAGCUUUGAGUACAAUGGAUACACACCAUUAUAUCAUUUUUAUGAGAGAGUUUUUUCCAAGCAAACAACAAUGAGCCAGAGUUCUUCUUCCAGUACUGGAAACACCAAACAAACAAAUCCAACAUUAACAACAGCUCACAGCAGUUCAAGCAGCAUUUGGAAAGCAGGUUUGACACGAUCCCAGACUAAAAAUUCAGCCAAAAUCAGCUUGGAUGGACAAGGAAGCGAAAUUCAAAUGGAUGAUUCCAAGUCUAAUUCUGCUAAUUCUUUAGUCAUGCAUGUUUCCAAGUCAGAUUUUAUUGAGAGAAAAAUUAAUAUGGAAAGACAUAUCUCGCAUGAAAUGGGUACAAUUAUUUUCCAAAUGUUUUUAAAGUUUAUGGAAGACAAUAGUGGUUAUAUUGAAAAUUCACUUCCAAAGGGAAGUAUUGAUCCUAAACGUUUACCUCCUCUUGUCGAGAAUAUUGUAAGAACUGUUCUCAACUUUUUACGUUCAAAUCUCAGCGAGACUCUUACUGUAUCAGUACUCAUGUACAUGCGACAUGCACUUUGUCAACAUCCAUUUACUUCCGUUUUCUAUCAUCCACAAUCUGAAUAUGGCCUUCUCGUUGCAGAGGAACUUCUUAGACUUAGCCAUUCAAAAUUAGGAUCUAUUAGAAAGCAUGCUUCUGCUUGUUUUUACUUGUGGAUACGUUUCUGUUUUGAGGAAAACAAAGGUAUGACAAUUCCUCAAAUCAUGACAACACUUGCACUUUCAAGAAGACUUCAAACAUAUACCAAUAUUAGCAGCUUACAAAAUAUUUUGACAAAUGAUGCGGUUGAUUCAUUCGACGACUCUCAAGUUUCGGAUGCUCUUCGUUUCAUUGAAGAAUGUAUCAAAAUGUUGCCUUACUUUGCUCUGAAAGAUGAGGCCGCACCUGGAUCAAAAUUCUUCAAGAUACGAAACAAGUAUGGAAAACUAAAAGGCCAAGACGAUUUGGAAAAUCCAAGUCUUCCACUUGACAAAAUUGGAACGGAUAAAAAACAAGAGCAACCAUCACAGCAAGCUUCAAUCAUGGACUUGUCGAAACAAAAAGGAGAGAGGUUCCAUAAUGCAAUGGUUUUCUUCAAGAAGAUUGAAACAAAGGCAGACCAAAAGAAACAUGGACAAAAAGUUCUUGAGAUUUAUGAACAUUUUCAUGAAUUUCUUGCUGAACUGUCAAGAAAAUUGUUGAAUUUAGUUCAAGAUACCAUGGCUAUUCGAGCCACAAUGAUCAAGAGAAAACAAAGUUCUAUGGAAGAAAGUUUUACGUAUGACCCUUUCAAGACUGAAGAAUUACUUUACAGAAUUUCAGAGAAUUAUUCAAAGCUUCCCGAACUGAGAUUGGCUUGGCUUGAACAAUUGGCUUCUUAUCACAAGAGUCUUAACCAAUAUGAAGAGUCUGCUCAUUGUUAUUUGAGAAUAUUAUCACUUGUUUUUGAUUAUUUAGAUCAUGCCAACCAAAGAUUUAAUUCAAAGCAUGAUGUUUCAUUGUUGGAUAUUUUACCUCUUUCACAAUUUUAUAGUAUUUCUCCAAUGUUGAAUGAAUUUAAAUCGAAUCAAACAGGUUUUCAGACUCAAACACUCCUCGGAGGAGCCAACACUCAGUUGGAUUACAUGUCCGAUCAUUCUAUUGUGAAGUAUAUUUUGAGAGCUAUUGAUUGUUUGGAGUUAUCUGAGUGCUAUGAGCAUUGUAUUUUAUUGUACAAGAUGCUCAUUCCAAUAUUUGAAUCAAAAUAUGCAAACUAUGGUCAACUUCAUGCAAUUUAUGAAAGACUUACCCAGCUCUAUAAGAAAUGUGCCUCAUUCCAAGCUUCUGCAAGUGCCACUGGAAUCACAACUUCUGUUCCGAGCUCUCCAAGAAAUAACAGCUCUGCUUCUGAAUCAAACGAUGCUUCAAGCUUGCUUGCGAGAUUAUCGUCGUUUUCUUCUUUGAGCUCUUUAACCAUGAAAGUUGACACAACAGAGACAGACACACGAGUUUAUAGCUUUUACUAUCGUGUGAAAUUUAUUGGACGAGCAUUUGGAGAGCUUAAUGGACAAGUAUUCAUUUACAAAAUGCCAAAACUAUUCAAGCUUUACAAAAUGAAGAAUAAGAUGAUUGAAAUAUAUGGAAAAGAUAUUGAGGUAGUUUCAAAGGAAGAAGAAGGAAUUACCAAUGUAGAAUCUGAAGAUGAUUUGUCUUCCAUGUCUGGAGAAAAUAAGAAAAUCAUUCAAAUUAACCAUGUCAAGCCGUUCUUGCCAACAGUAGAACAAAUGAAAGUUCUAAAGAGAAAAUUCGAUGAUCUGAACCGAAUCAAUAGCUCUUCGUUUGGAGUGAACAGUGCACCAAGUUGGAGAGGUGGAUUGGAAAGAAAAGUCAUGGGCAAAAAACCAAUGCAUACCUCAAGCACUUCCAAGCUUCCAACAAUACUCAGUGACAGCUUGAGUCCAAGAUCUCGAUCUAGCUCCAAUCCAAAAAUAGAACUAUCCUUACUUAACUUCAAUGAUCAAUCUAAAAAGUCAACAAUUUCUCCAAUGACACCAACUUCACCUACCAACAGUUCUCCCUCUGAUAGAGCAUUGUCACCUUCAAAAGUUACAAUUCCCAAACUAAAUUUAUCCAAGCCCUCCUCGUCAGGUGAGGCAUCAUCGACUUCUUCUUCAAAUAGUGGCAUGACUAGCAGCUUAUCGAAUAGCAAUGCAUUUCAAGAGUUGGAAAGAUUUCUGUAUGAUAGAACUCUAUCUUUGACAUUUUUCAUUCCUCGAGAGACAGAAUUUGAACGUAACAUGAAUAUCAAUCAAUUUUUCUAUGAAUACUCGGUCAGCAAAUCGAAAAAUGCAGACAUCACACAAACAGAGAAGAAAAAGAUUGUCAUUACCACAGAAGAAUAUUUUCCCAACGUCACAACCAGGGUAAAAGUAGUGGAAGAAAAAGUUUUCACAUUAUCACCUAUCGAAAAUUCCAUAGAAAUGAUUGAUACACAGGUGAAGAAAUUGGAAGGAGCAAUGAAUUUAAUUCUUUCAGGAGCUGUUGGAGAUGUCUCACACUACAAUGUAUUGGCAAAUUUAUUUAAUCAUUCUGUGGUGAAUACGUCGUCAUCAUCCACAAGCGGAGCUAGUAGUGUACAAGCACGAGUUGGUGAAGGCCCAAAGAAAGUAGUUGAGGCCUUCCUUAACAAGGAGUACAGAGAAAACUGGAAAAAGUACAACACAGCACAAAGCGAUUUGGUUGAGAGAUUGAACGAGAGAUGCUUCAGAUUUUUAUUAUUGUGUGAAAGAGGUGUCAAGCUUCAUUCUCUCAUGAUUCAUUCACAAGCUCCAUCAGCAUCAAGCACCAAUAAGGACCGAGUGUUACAUGCCGAGUUAGAAAAGGGAUACCACGAAGUGAAAGCUUUGUUUGAGCAUUAUCUUGUUGUUCCACGGGUGAGAACAUUCAUCUCAAAUUCAUCAUCGGGUACCAUUUCCCCACCAGAACGUGUCACCAACCUGAAAAACAAGGACAGUUCUUAUGCGGUAGAGACAUAUUUUGAUAUUAGUUUGCAAGAUGCACUUAAUUAUCCUGAACUUUUCUAUAAGCACAAUAAUGUGCCAUAUUCUCUUAUUCAAACUGUAAUGGGAAAGACCGUAAGUGGUGGUGGAACGAGCGGUUCCAAUAAUAUUGUCCACCAUCAGCACAACAAUUCUGAUGCAUCAUCACAAAAUUCAAUGUUAUUAACAGAAAAGGAUCUAAGCAAUAGCUGCAAUAACAUGUCUAAAAUAGGUUUCCAGAACAGAUUGUCCAUUCCUUCCACGAAAAUGAAAGAAUAUCUGGAGCAAUUGGGAAGUGUUGAUUUCGAUCGUCAGGAGAGUAAGAUGGUGAAUGAAGUGCUCUCUCGCUCUUCAGUUGACCGUACGAACUACUAA
Messenger RNA from Naegleria fowleri, 9765 nucleotides. RefSeq lists its product as uncharacterized. The transcript has 3 exons. The record is from RefSeq and is a predicted model, not a curated record. Bases 1 to 9765 code for a protein of 3254 amino acids. Gene Ontology annotation, molecular function: guanyl-nucleotide exchange factor activity. Gene Ontology annotation, biological process: small GTPase-mediated signal transduction; positive regulation of GTPase activity. NCBI's taxonomy places the organism in Eukaryota, Heterolobosea, Eutetramitea, Acrasida, Naegleriidae.